UCGUUUGUGGGGCCAUUUCGACGGCGGCAGGUCCCGUGUAGCCGCGGGUCAUGUGACGAGAAGUUGCAGGCCAUAUGAAGCGAAGCUGCGCGACACCAUCUGUCCCGAGCUGGAGGUUCGCCCACCCUCGUGGCAGAGUGACACGGACAUUACUCGCGCCUCUCGAACACAGCACAGGAGGACCCGCGCCUCUUAUCCCGGCUCAUACAGCUUUCGCUCUAUCGUGGGCUCUACGUCAUCGCUGACGUCACCGGAAACGAGCGCAAGUCCACGCUGAGAAUCUGCGGCAGGAGGAGCUUUGCAUCGCGCCCAGCGCCUCGCAGUUUCACCACCAGCAGCAGCACCACCAUCACCACCACCACCAUCACCACCAGCAGCAGCAGCAGCAAGACAGAGAGAGGGCAGACGUCUACCCCGCUGAGAUGGAGUGCGGAGCGCCUGGCAGCGGAAGGAGCCUCGCCAGCCCAGACGUGAGAGCUUCGACUCAAGGAGCCGACUUCGCCCGGGGGACGCGACUGCCACGACUCGUGAUCACCGCGCAGUCACCGCGACUCUUGCCACAACAACGCAAUGAUGCGAGUCUGAUGAGGGAUGCGUACUUACGAAUCGAUGGCGUGGCCCUGGCCCUGAAGCCGAACCCCCAUGCGAGACCGCCACGGAACGUGGCCACGAGGGCCCAAGCCAGGGCCCCGGCGCCAACGCGUUGGAUCACUGCCGGCUCACUGAGGCCCACCCCGAGUCUGCCUACCAUCGCCAUUGGUGGAAGCAGCAAGAGCAGAAAGAGCAGCAAGAAGAGCAUCAGGGCAUGGGCAAUAGCGGCUAAGUGCUGUCUAAAGUCAUAUCACGAGGAGCAACAGCCCCAGGACGCGUCGUUGAAAAUCAACGGCGUGGCAAUGGUCCUGAGGCCGACCCCCCGUGCAGCGCGUGGGCACAGCCUUUCUCAGAAACUACCCUGGGAGGCAAGCGACCCGCCCAGCCGUCAGGAAGCGAAGGAGCUGAAGAGAGAUGUCUCCUUCGCUCGGCGUGCGGCCACCGAGGCCCUUCGGCUCUCGGGACAUAGCCGUGGCGAUGAAGACUGCGACCAAGACGGCGACGGCUUCCACAAACGUGUGGGAUCCACUGAAGAGAAUGGGCCGGGUCCAAACAAUGACCCGUCCGUGGAUUCACUCGAAGAGGCCUGAAGCAGUGGGACACGGAUGCAUAUGCACACACACACACACCCACGCACACACACCCACGCACACACACCCACGCACACACCCGCACACACACCCACGCACACACCCACGCGCACACACACCCCCACGCACACACACCCACGCACACUCCCAUGCACACACACGGUCAUACAUACGUACACAUACACAUAC
Molecule: messenger RNA, 1370 nt
Organism: Lethenteron reissneri (Far Eastern brook lamprey)
Lineage: Eukaryota; Metazoa; Chordata; Hyperoartia; Petromyzontiformes; Petromyzontidae
Source: RefSeq, a predicted model, not a curated record